AUGUUCUCUCUUCACACCAUUCGCUCCGGUCUGCCGCGGCGAUGUCUUGCCGCAAACGUGCGGAUGUACGCCAGCCAGACCCCCGGUAACCCUAUGAUGGAGGUAUUCAACCGCAAAACAAAGCACCUACAGAAGGACCGAGCAGCUCGGAACGUCGAGGAGAGCCGGAAGGUCGACUACCUGAAAGAUGAAGUGGCAAGGCGGUUAUGCGAACGGUUGCUGGAUAUUAAACGCAAUUUCCCUAAUGUACUUGAUCUUGGCGCAAAUAGCUGCAACAUUGCGAGAGCACUGACGACUCCGGACCUCGACAUGGCUGCGCCGGAGGGCGUUUCGACACCACCAUUGACGCAGAAAAUCCCCAACAUUACAUGCGUGGAGACAUCGCGGGCUUUGCUACACCGGGAUGAGGAUAUGCCCUUCAAUAAAGAAAUCAAUAUCCAUCGCGAUGUGAUUCCGGAUCUAGAGACGUUGCCAUAUCAGGCUAACCAGUUUGAUGCUGUGCUUUCGUCGCUAUCGAUGCAUUGGAUCAAUGAUCUGCCGGCAUUGCUCAAUCAAGUCAAUACCAUCCUCAAGCCGGAUUGCCCUUUCAUUGGCGCUAUGUUCGGUGGUGAUACGCUGUUCGAGCUCCGAGGGUCGAUGCAGCUGGCUGAUCUGGAGCGCCGCGGUGGAGUCAGUCCGCAUGUGUCGCCGUUAGCGGACGUUAAGGAUGUGGGAAGUCUGCUUAAUCGUGCUGGAUUUAAGAUGCUCACGGUCGAUGUGGAGGAUAUUGUGGUUGAGUUCCCGGACACAUUCGCUCUCAUGCAAGAUCUACAGGCUAUGGGUGAGAGCAAUGCUAUCAUGCAUCGAGAGGCUGGCCCCUUGUCUCGUGAUGUCUUGUUGGCCAACGAGGCUAUCUACCGGACUUUACAUAUGGACGAUGAUGCACCCGGUAUCCCUGCUACAUUCCGAAUGAUUUACAUGAUCGGUUGGAAAGAGGGCAAGGACCAGCCGCAGCCAUUGCAGCGCGGUAGUGGUGAUGUCAAUCUCAAGGAUAUUUUGGGCGGAGGUGAUUUUGAAAGGCCUUGA
Messenger RNA from Penicillium pulvis, 1065 nucleotides. RefSeq lists its product as uncharacterized. The transcript has 2 exons. Gene Ontology annotation, molecular function: S-adenosylmethionine-dependent methyltransferase activity. The record is from RefSeq and is a predicted model, not a curated record. Gene Ontology annotation, cellular component: mitochondrion. Bases 1 to 1065 code for a protein of 354 amino acids. NCBI's taxonomy places the organism in Eukaryota, Fungi, Ascomycota, Eurotiomycetes, Eurotiales, Aspergillaceae. Gene Ontology annotation, biological process: mitochondrial respiratory chain complex I assembly.